Menidia menidia (Atlantic silverside) is the source of this 4635-nucleotide messenger RNA. Lineage: Eukaryota; Metazoa; Chordata; Actinopteri; Atheriniformes; Atherinopsidae. The record is from the annotation of a GenBank genome assembly.
AUGAGCGGCGUCGGUGAAAACUCAUCUGACCCUGCCAGGGCAGAAGCACGGAAACGCAAAGAAUGCUCUGCCGAUCUAAUAGGACCCAGUCCCAAGCGGAGCAACGAGAAGCGCAACCGCGAGCACGAGAACAAAUACAUCGAAGAGCUGGCCGAGCUGAUCUUCGCCAACUUCAACGACAUCGACAACUUCAACGUCAAACCGGACAAGUGUGCAAUCCUGAAGGAAACUGUGAAACAGAUCAGACAAAUAAAGGAGCAAGAAAAAGCAGCAGCAGCAAAUGAAGAGGAGGUGCAGAAGGCUGACGUCUCAUCAACAGGCCAAAGCGUGAUAGACAAAGAUGCCUUGGGACCAAUGAUGCUGGAGGCGCUGGACGGCUUCUUCUUUGUGGUGAACAUGGAGGGAAACAUUGUGUUUGUGUCGGAGAACGUGACCCAGUACCUCCGCUACAACCAGGAGGAGCUGAUGAACACCAGCGUCUACAGCGUGCUGCACGUCGGAGAUCAUGCCGAGUUCAUCAAGAACCUGCUGCCUAAAUCCCUCGUCAAUGGUGUCCCGUGGUCCAGCGAGGUUCCAAGGAGGAAUAGCCACACAUUCAACUGCCGAAUGCUGGUCAACCCGCACAGCGAGAGCCAGGACGAGCCGCACGAGCACGAGUCCCAGCAGCAGAAAUACGAGACCAUGCAGUGUUUCGCCGUUUCAGAGCCCAAGUCCAUCAAAGAGGAAGGAGACGACUUUCAGUCAUGCCUGAUCUGUGUGGCUCGAAGGGUACCCACGAAGGAAAGGCCCAUGCUUCCCACGCAUGAGAGCUUCACUACACGCCAGGACCUGCAAGGUAAGAUAACCUCCUUGGAUACCAGUCUGCUGCGAGCGUCCAUGAAGCCGGGCUGGGAGGACCUUGUGAGGCGCUGCAUUCAGAGGUUCCACUUACAGAAUGACGGAGAGAUGUCCUUUGCCAAGAGACACCAGCAGGAAGUGCUCCGCCAAGGCCAAGCUUUCAGUCCCAUCUACCGGUUCUCCCUCUCCGAUGGAACCAUCGUCUCAGCUCACACAAAGAGCAAACUGGUGCGCUCACCUGCCACCAACGAACCGCAGCUCUACAUGUCCCUGCACAUUCUACAGAGGGAGCAGACAGUGUGCGGAAUGGGUCAGGACAUGGGUCCCGGCAGCCAGGCAACAGGAAUGGCCAAACCAAUGAACUCCUCCACUCCUUCCAUGACGCCACCAACCCCAGGCAGUUUGCCAGGUUCGGGGCCUCAGGGCCAAGACACUACUAUCAGCAGCAACAGCACGCCUUUCUCCCCCCCUGGCCCAGCUGGUCCCAGAGAACCGGCAGCCAUCGGGGGCCACAUGCAGGGCUACCGCUUUGGUUGCCCGCCACCUCAUAACCACACUGGGGGGAUGCAACCCCCUCAGCAGGGCUCCAACUGGAGGAUGAACAGCCCCUCUCGCGCCAGCCCCAGUCCGGCUGGAGGGCCGCACCCACCUCAGCAGAACUCUAUGCUGUCCCCCCGACACCGAGGUAGCCCCGGAGGCGCCGGCAGCCCUCGCGUGGCAGGGGGCCUGCACUCGCCCUCCCCAGUCGGGAUGUGUGGAGGCGGGCCGGGAGGGGCGGGCAGCAGCGCGGGUGGCGGCCAUGCUAACAGCUACACUAGCAGCUCUCUGUCAGCUCUGCAGGCCCUCAGCGAGUGCCACGGGGUAGGACACGGCCACGGGCCCCCGCACGCACACACACUGGGAUCUCCAGAGCGCAAGAUGGGCUCCCCAGCUGGGGUCACCCCAGGGUCGGGGGUAAACGCCCACCUGAUGUCAAAACUCGGAGGAGGUAGCAGCGCUACUGGUGGAACGGGGGACUUUGGACCUCACUCAGAGGUCGGUCAGGGGCACCCCCAGGCCCAAACGGAGAGCAGCCAAGCCGAGCUGAAGGAGGAGAGGGACGGGUCACUGGAGGGCCACGACGCUCACAACCGCAUGCAUGACAACAAGGUUAACACCAAGUUACUCCAGCUGCUCUCUUCUAAGCCAGAACCUCUGGAGACGCCUCUGUCUCCCGGCGCCGGAGGCGAGGGCAAGGACCAGGCCGGUUCAGGGGUCCGGGGCAGCCACGCCGGUGGGAGCACUCAUGCCACCUCCCUCAAAGAGAAACACAAAAUCCUCCACCAACUGCUUCAGAACAGUACAUCUCCUGUGGACCUUGCCAAACUCACUGCGGAGGCCACUGGCAAAGAACUGGGCCAAGACCAAACACCGGGCGCCGGUAGCACGGCUUCUGGGGCAGAAAUCACUCCCAAGCCUGAGCCACUGAGCCCCAAAAAGAAGGAAAAUGCACUGCUGCGCUAUCUACUGGAUAAAGACGACACUGUAAGGAAGGACAAGGUCCCUAAGCUUGAGCCCGGGGAGGUGAAGAUUGAAGGGGGCAAACACCCGCAGGUGAAGGCUGAGAAACCAGAUGCCGGAUACGACCGCGCCGAGCAGUCAUCGGAGCUGGACGACAUCCUGAACGACCUGCAGAGUGCUCAGCCGCAGCUCUUCUGUGAGCCCCGGCCCGUGUCGCUGCCCAGUCCCAUGGACAAACAGAACAUCAUCAAUGACAUCCUGCAGAUGUCCGAGACCAAUCCUGCCAUGGCGGCGGCGCAGCAGCAGCAGCACCGAGGCCUCGGACCUGGCAUGGGCCCGACCAACUUUGGGGGUGUGCGACCAGGCCAGCCAGGCCGGGGAAUGCCUGUGAGGAGUGUGUCUCUGGAUAUGAAUGUGUCCCCUCAGCAGCCCUCAUUACAGUAUCCCAUAAGAGCCACAAGCCCAUAUACUCUUAUGCAACAACAAGGCAUGGUGGGAAGUCACGGUAUGAUGCCAAACCAGGCCGGCAUGGUAAACGCAGGACUGAUGGCUGCGGGGGGUCCUCGGCCGGGCAUGCAGCAGCAGGAGGGCUGGGGGGGGUCAGCCUCUGCACCUCCUUUAGGAGCGUCCGGACCUGGCCAGCAAAGUGCUAUGCAGAGCAGGAUGGGACCCAACGGUGCGCCCAUGAGAGCCAGCAGCCAGCCGGGGCCUCGUCCAAUGCUCCACUCACCAAUGAUGUCCAAUGCUCAACCCGAUAUGGACAUUGGCAUCGUCGGCCACCAUUUUUCCCAACAACAGGCUCCACCCAACCAGACGGCCCCUUGGCCCGACAGCAUGAUGCCAAUAGACCAGACAGCGUUUGUGAACCAGAGCAGGCCUGCACCGCAGGAUGAGCUCCUCUCCAGCGCAGGGCUCGGCUCAGGGGAUGGCAGCUCAGUGGACGAGGGGGCCCUGAUGUCCCAGCUGUACACGGCACUGAAGGAUUUCGACGGGCUGGAGGAGAUCGACCGCGCUCUUGGAAUCCCUGCUAUGAGCCAGUCAUUGGAACCAGACCAGUUCACCCAAGACCCCUCCAUGAUGUUGGACCAGAAGCCCCCAAUGUACACGCACCAGCAGUUCGGCCACCCACAGUCCCACAUGGCACAGAGGGGCUACCCUGGCGCUCCCAUGCAGGAGCCUGGCUUUCACCCCAUGUCUGGCCAAAUGGGGCCGCGGCCGGGCUACCCCAUGAUGAGAAUGCAGGCCAGGCCUGGACUCAGGCCGGCCGGGGUGGUCCCCAACCAGCCCAACACACUACGCCUGCAGCUCCAGCACCGACUGCAGUCACAACAGAACCGGCAGCCAAUGAUGACUCAAAUGAGCAGUGUGUCAAAUGUGAACCUACCUCUUCGAGCCAGUGCUCCAAACCAGGGAACCAUUAACGCUCAGAUGCUGGCGCAGCGUCAGCGGGAGCUGCUGAGUAAUCACCUGAGGCAGAGGCAGCAGCAGCAGCAGCAGGUGCAGCAGGCCCAGCAGGUCCAGCAGCAGCGGAGCAUGGCCAUGAGGGCCCAGGGCCUCAACAUGCCUCCCAACAUGGCCGCCGGAGGCAUGAGUAACCCCAGGAACCCCCAGGCCAACCCCCAGCAGUUCCCCUACCCGCCCAGCUACGGUACCAGUACAGGCCUGGCCUCGUCACCUCCCCCCACCACCCCCUUCUCCUCCCCACUGUCCCCCAGCCUGCCCCCUCUCCCUCAAAACCCUCAGCUCCACCUGCAUGGCACCUCCUCCUCUUCCUCCACCUCCUCCUCCUCCUCACAGAUGAUGAUGGGAAACACAAACAUGAUGGGCGGACAGUAUGGGGCCGCGGAGGGCAGCUUCGGAGGCCCCGGCACGCCGCAGAGCCCCCUGCUGUCGCCCCGCAUGGCGCACACGCAGUCCCCCAUGAUGCAGCAGGGCCAGCAAAGCGCUGCCUUCCAGGGCUCCCCCGACAUGAACGGGUGGCCGCAGGGCAACAUGGGAGGCAGCAGUAUGUUCUCGCAGCAGCAGGCGUCCCCGCAGUUCACCCAGCAGAGUAACAGCAACAUGUACAACGGCAACGGCAUGAGUCUCAACAGCGUCUCCAUGGCAACCAACAUGGCAACCAGCAGCAUGGGCCAGAUGCCUGGGCAGAUGAGUGCCACAUCGAUGGCAUCGGGCCCCUCGCCCGGCCUGCCUUCCAUGGGCCAAGAACAGGUAAGCCCCAACAGGCCGGGCCGGACUCUCAGAGUGCUGACUCAGCACGUCGCCCCAACCGAGCACCAAGGGCCGGGGAGGGAUUAG